Molecule: messenger RNA, 2991 nt
Organism: Bolinopsis microptera
Lineage: Eukaryota; Metazoa; Ctenophora; Tentaculata; Lobata; Bolinopsidae
Product: eosinophil peroxidase-like
Exons: 7
Coding region: 10-2865 (951 amino acids)
Biological process (GO): response to oxidative stress
Molecular function (GO): heme binding; peroxidase activity
Source: RefSeq, a predicted model, not a curated record
UGUUAUAUCAUGUUGUACCUGUUUCUUUUGUGCUUGCUGAACACCGCAGAAUAUGGAGGGACUAUGGAGUCAACACCAUGUGAAGACAUCUAUAAGACUGCAGAGUGUAUUGAAUUGAAGUCUAAAGGGUUCUGUAAUAAUCCUCAAACACAAAAAUACGUGAGACAGAAAUGCCCAGCAACGUGUGGAGUUUGCCAGAGAGCGCACGAUUGUGUUGAUCUGAACGAUAACUGUGAGGAUUGGAGAAGGAUAGGACUCUGCAGCCAGACCCAGCUCACUUCCUACGAGGGGAUCAUAGCCAAGGAGUGCAGGAAGACUUGCUCGUUGUGUGAGGAGGACGAACCUUGUCAGGAUCUUUUUACGGCCGUUCAGUGCAAGAGAUUGGUAGAAAUGGGAUACUGUGAGACACACGAGUAUCUAAUGAGCAAACAAUGCGCGGAUUCCUGUAAAUUCUGCCAGCACCGGGAGAUACAGAUAACACGAACUAUUGGAUGGAACGAGUGGGGGGCCUGGUCUAUUUGUGAUGUUGUUUGUGGGGAGGGUGUCAGAUACAGAUCAAGAAGGUGUCAAGAAGGACCAUGCUUUGGCGUUGUCACCCAAUCUGGACCAUGUAUCGUAGAAAAUUGCCCUAAAGCGAUCUGCCAAGGCGAGAAGGAGGACUACUGUCCUUUCCUAGAGGAACUGGGCUACUGUUCUCGACCUGACAGCACUAGAUUCAUGGCUAACUACUGCUCCAUCUCGUGUGGGAUCUGUGAAAAUGUUGUGCAGGGUUCAGAGAGCGGGGUUGUGACGUCACGGUACAAGUUGUGUGUGGAGAGAGCGCUAAACAGGGUCAUCUCUACUUCUCUUGACACUCUCGAGAGAUUCAACGUCGACAAUGAGUUCAAAGAAGGAGUAAUUGAAGAGAACCGCCUACCACUAUCAGCUCAGGCCAGUCUCCGGAAAUUAUCAAGACAAGGUCGAGCACUGACCAUUCAGGAUAGACUCUUCAAUGAUAUCGUGGACAGAACCAACAACUUAUGUGGGGUGGAGACACCCGGAACUCGGGGAUAUAUUGAGUCAAAACUGUUAGAAUCGAAGGUGAUUGAAAUUUCAAGAAUAGAUUGCUCAGCGGUAUGUACAGGACGUAAUGUCGGUGAAGUAUAUCGAACGAUAAAUGGAACGUGUAACAACUGUGGUAACCCUCUCUGGGGCUCCAGUACCACGACAGUUCUCCGAGUACUGGAAGCGGAGUACGAGGAUACGGAGAAGUCACUGCCGCGCGGCUGGGCACAACACGCUCCGGAACUUCAAGCUGUUCCAGAGGACCUCCUUGUACCAUCAGCUAGACUGGUCAGUCAAAUGUUGUUAGAUGAUAGUGAGAUCAGGGACACACGGUUAACACUCAUGCACUUCCAAUGGGGACAAUUUCUAGAUCAUGAUCUUACCCUGAUCCCUGAAAGUGCGGAGGCAGGAGGGAGUGUGAAAUGUGAGAAGGAGUGCUCCAACACCCAUCCCUGUUUCCCGAUACGACUUGCAGCUUCUGAUCCUAUAACAAAUAUGACUGACGGUGUAAGGAAUUGUCUCCCUUUUACACGCUCGGCCGGGAUAAAGUUCAAUUUAGAUGGAGCUUACCGAUCCUCAAAUCAGAUAAAUGAAGUGACUGCCUUCAUAGAUGCAUCCAAUGUCUAUGGAAGCUCUGGUUUCCUAGGACUUCUUCUGAAGGGUGAAAAUGGAAAUAUGAGAGUUGGCGAACCUUGCGGGCAGGCCGAUGAAGGACCCAUGUUACCCGAUUGCCCAAAAACGACAGCGACCCAUUUCUGUGCCUGUGCCAUUGAGGCCUGUCCCGAGAAGUAUAUAGCUGGAGACACCAGAGUGAAUGAACAACCAAUGCUCACUCUGAUGCAUACUCUCUGGGUCAGGGAACAUAACCGGAUUGCAGAACAGCUGAGAAGGAUCAACAAGUGUUGGGAUGCAGAGAAAGUGUUCCAGGAAACCCGGAAGAUUGUGAUAGCCAUGAUGCAACACAUCACGUACCGACUCUAUCUCCCAGUGCUUCUAGGCCCUGCUGGAUUCCAAAGCUACAUAGGAUUUGAAUCUUUAUACGACUCAAAAGUGCAGUCUGGGAUACUCAACUCAUUCAGCACGGCGGCUUUUAGAUUCGGCCACUCACAGAUCCCCUCAAAAAUACCUCUAGUGGACUCUGACUGGAAUAUGGUGCAAGAAGAGCGGCUACAAGAUGCGUUCUUCAGAGCCAGUAUGGUGUGCGGGUGUGGGUUCGACAACAUUCUCCGGGGUAUCUUACACACCCCUGUUAAUGAGGUAGACCCUCACUUCUCUGACUCGGUACUAAACCACCUGUUUGCUCCACAUCAUCACUCCAUGGGACUAGACCUGACCAGCAUCAACGUACAGCGAGGCAGGGAUCACGGGAUACCACCCUAUAUCCAAUACAAGAACUACUGUGAACAAAAGUACAAAGUACAGGCUAAAUUCAGGAAUAACGAGGAGACUGUAAGUCGAAUCAAGCUUGUUUACGGUGAUGUGAGCAAACUGGAUCUCUUUAUAGGCGGUAUCCUGGAGGAGCCUGUAAACGAUGGUCUGUUGGGUCCAACUUUCUCUUGUAUUAUUGGUGAGCAGUUUAAAAACUUGCGGGAAGGAGACAGGUUGUUCUACAGUCACGAAGGUGUUUUCACAAAGGAUCAGCUGAAAGAGCUUUACAAAUCUUCUCUGAGCGCUGUGUCUUGCGAUAAUUCUGUUUCGGUAGAUGAAGUGCCACGAAGGGCGUUCAUCAAGCAGGAUCCUAAAGAUUAUGUGGAGUGCAGCUCGUUGCCAAAAAUGAACUUUGAGAAGUGGCGUGAUAACGAUUGCUCUAACGAGGCAUAAAAGGUUCGUGGUAAAAACAUACGUAGCAACAAUUUUUUGAUAAGUUGACCUUUUAACUAUGGAAUAUCAACAAUUUAAUUAAUUUAAAAUCUUGUUAAUGUUAUUGAACGAUAAAAUUACUCACAA